AUGCGCUACACUUCUAUUGCUCCUCUUUUGGCCUUUGCCUUCUUUGCCACCUCUUCUGCCCAAGAGGAAUGUCCCGAGCUGCCUAGUAGCGGUGUGGAAAUCGGGGAGCCGGUUCCAAUCGUUCCUGGCGAUGUCCCCAGAGGAUGUUCCGACUACGAGAUACUCUACCCAGCCAGCUCGCAAAUCAUUUCUGGUGGACGGCAAGGCGUCGAUGACAUUGUUCAGCGCUUGACCGCGCAGUCUUCCGCCUGCCCAAAUCAGACCUUUUCUCUGGUUGGCUACUCGCAAGGCGCUAGCAUCAUGCACCGAGCUGCAGAUAGACUGCCUACUUCUCUGUUCCCCAAGAUCAAGUCGGUUGUCAUGUUUGGAGACCCAAAUUUGAGGCUGGGCGUAGUUGGAGAUAAGUUCCCCAAUGGCCUGAAGGCAAAAGUGCUGCAGAUUUGUGCAAAGGGCGAUCCUGUUUGUGACUCUGGGUCUUGUCAGUUCAACCACUUGACCUACAUCCGUCCCGAAUACAUUGAAGGCGCCGUGACAUUUAUCGUGAGGGCUUUCAAGGGUAUGACCCUCUAG
Molecule: messenger RNA, 570 nt
Organism: Alternaria infectoria
Lineage: Eukaryota; Fungi; Ascomycota; Dothideomycetes; Pleosporales; Pleosporaceae
Exons: 3
Coding region: 1-570 (189 amino acids)
Molecular function (GO): hydrolase activity
Source: RefSeq, a predicted model, not a curated record